AUGAACGCAAAUGAUACCGGAAAUGGAACAGAACUCGAUUUUUUACAUGACGACUGUCAAAAUCACAUUUCAAAAAACGAGCUUGAAGAAUUCCGCUGGUUCGGCAUCAUCAUUGGAAUUCUGGACAUCGUGGUUGGCGGAUUUGGCAACGGGCUGACAAUUGCGGCGUUUUUGACAAACAAGAAGCUUUGGAGUACCUUCAACAUUUUCAUUGUCAAUCUGAGUAUUAUUGACUUCCUAACGGCGGUUUUUAUGAUGCCUCUGCAUGUCGUUGGAUAUGUCCUCAUGGAAUGGCCCUUUCCUCAAUGGAUGUGCGCUUUUCAGGCUUACAUCUAUUUCUGUUGUGGGUACACCAGUGUCGUUUGUUUAGUUGCAAUCACGCUCAAUAGACUCGUCGGCAUUGUCUACCCUCUUCAUUACAAGCGUUUCUUCAGCUCAUGCCGUACCUCGCUUGCCAUUGUGUUCUGUUGGUUCGUGGCACCUCUUUUUCUUCUUCCGUUUUUGAUCUUCUCCAACUCUGAUGGGACUCAGAUGAUGGGUUGGCGCGAAGAUCAAUUACUAUGUACAUUUACAAAUCUUGAGCCAAAAUUCGAGCUUUACAUGAAAUUGAUGAGAGUCUUAUUCCAAUUUGUACCCGCCUGUAUUAUGAUUGUUUCUUACACAAUCUCCGUUUGGGAUGUCUCGAGGACAUCAUCAAAUCAACUUCUGAAACCUCCAACACUUCAGGCAGAUAAAAGUCGCCGAACAAGCCGCAAAUCAAUGGACAAAUCUCCUUCGCACUCCUUUUCUGAAAGCAGGCAAAGGAGGAAAAACAACUGGCGACUGCUUCUCAUUUCAGUGCUUAUGUGCUCAGUGUACUCAAUGCUCUUCAUUCCAUCCGUGGUGAUAAACCUUCUUCCCAACAAAGGAUGCCUCGACCCGAGACUCCAUAUGACGUGCAGCUUUAUCACUUGGCUCAAUUCUUGUGUCAAUCCAAUUUUGUACUGCCUUCUUUAUCCCAGAUUUCAAGCUGAAUAUCGACGACUUCUACGCAAAGCUACUCAUUCGUAA
Oikopleura dioica is the source of this 1050-nucleotide messenger RNA. The record is from the annotation of a GenBank genome assembly. NCBI's taxonomy places the organism in Eukaryota, Metazoa, Chordata, Appendicularia, Copelata, Oikopleuridae.